Molecule: messenger RNA, 606 nt
Organism: Acanthoscelides obtectus
Lineage: Eukaryota; Metazoa; Arthropoda; Insecta; Coleoptera; Chrysomelidae
Source: the annotation of a GenBank genome assembly
AGGAAGUGAUGCUGAUAUCAUUUGUGAGCAAAAAUAAAAAUGUAAUAGAGAGCAAGUGGCACAGUUACGUCGAAACAGAAAAGUUCAGUAUGGCAGAACAUCGAACAAGAAUUCCAAGCCCUAACAGGGUGCCACCGAGAGGCAAAAACUCUACGAGAUAAGUAUUUCAAUUUAAAGAAAAAAACAAAAAGCAAAUUUGCUACAAAGAAAAGCAAUAUAACCAAGACAGGGGGAGGUUCAUGCCAAUUACAAGCAUUCGAUCUGAUUGAUACACAAUUACAAGAAAUAAUGGGACCACAAUUAGAAAGUUUGACAAACAAUUAUGAUGAUGACUGUCGUGACCAAGAAGAGAUGGUUACUGAACAUGUUCAUGAUGCAAAUAACUGUGAUGGCAGUGAAGUGGUCUUCAAUAAUGGGAAAUGGAGCUCCUAUACUCCCCAACAACUGAAUGGAAGAAAAGUUGAAAUUUUUGAAACUACAAAAAGAAAAUUUUUUCGAAGAACACAAUAAAAAAAUGGAAAUAGAUCAAAAAAAAAAAAAGGUUCAACUGUUAGAUUUACAGAUCAAUGCUUUGGAUAAGUAGCAAAGGAUUUAUUUUGUUAAUUU